This is a messenger RNA of Ophidiomyces ophidiicola, 1299 nucleotides long. RefSeq lists its product as uncharacterized. The record is from RefSeq and is a predicted model, not a curated record. Bases 1 to 1299 code for a protein of 432 amino acids. Lineage: Eukaryota; Fungi; Ascomycota; Eurotiomycetes; Onygenales; Onygenaceae. The transcript is spliced from 2 exons.
AUGUCCGCUGCCGUCGUGCCGCCCGCUGCGCCGCCGGGCCCGGCCUUGCCCAACCGCAAUCCGUCCGCCAGCCCGCGCCCGUCCGUGUCGCCGUCUGCCCGCUCAUCGCCUGUCCACAAAUCGCCCGCCACCACCCACCCGCCCAAGAUCGCCAUCAAAAAAGAACCGCCAUCGUCACCCAGCCUGCCGUCGGGCGCCCGCCAUCGCCCGCGCAAGCUCGAUCUGUCGGGCGUCUCUGCCUCUAGCCUCUCCUCCCGUGGCCCGCUGACUGCCCGCGAUGGCCGCGCCAUGCAGGAUGUUGGGCUCGCCUGCCUGUCGCCUGGCUUCCAGACCCAUGAUCCUGCCCGUCGCGAGCAGCUGCAGCGCAGCCUCAACGUCCGCGAGCAGCAGCGUUCCAUCAUCGAGGCUCGCCUGCAGCUGACCGCCAAAGGAGACGGUUCCCUGGAGCCCGCCGCUGCCACCGCCGCCGCGCCCAAGCAGACCGAGUCCCCGCCCUUCAGCACCCACCGCGCCGCGAAGAAACGCCCGCCGCCGGGCCUGUCCAUCGUGCCCCCCGCCGCCUCGCAGUUCGCCCACGAGCGCAUCAUCCAGUCCGCUCCCUUGAACCACACUUUCUCGAGCCGCCGCCAGACCCAGCCCGCCGCCCGCCAUUUUACCACCCACCACCCCGUCGACCUGGCCGCCUCGCCACACAUCCCCCAGCCCCCCGCUCCCCAGACCAACAACCGCCUGCCGCCGCUCGCCGACGUCUUUGGCGCCGACGCCCUCGCCCUGCGCGACCGCGAGCAGCCCAACUCGCGCGGCCCCUUCGCCCCCACGAGCAAUCAGUCUCAGCCAUCUCUCAACCCCUUGCCCUCGCCUGGCCUGCCCGCCCACCCCGCGGCCGCCGCCACGCGGCCCCGAGAGUAUCGCUCCGCCGAAGAGGCCGUCCACGACCUCUCUGGCGGCCGUGAGGAGUUCCUGCCGCGCAUCAUCCACUACAGCGACCGCCAGCCCAGCCCGCGCUCGCCCCCGGCCGCCGCGAACCCGCCCACCACAAGCAGCACGCACAACCACCAGGUGAAUGGCUUUGCCGCGUCGAAUCCCACCGCCGGCCGUCGCCGCACCAGACAGGAAUACGAGCAGGACCACGGCAGCCCGCCCUUGGGCCCAGGCCCCGAACCUCGCCUCCGUCCAGGACGAGGCCCCAGCAGCUAUGGCCCCUUUGGCGCCGGCAGAGAUUCUCCAGAAACACAGCGGUUGAAAAAGGAAGAGUUUUUAGGCCUAUGCGCCCGCGCAUGGGAUUUGUUUCAUUCAUAA